Molecule: messenger RNA, 696 nt
Organism: Ectocarpus sp. CCAP 1310/34
Lineage: Eukaryota; Phaeophyceae; Ectocarpales; Ectocarpaceae
Source: the annotation of a GenBank genome assembly
CCCCUUCCAUGGAGCAAGCCGUUCGCGUUUUUUUAGCUGAGUUGGCCAAUCCCCCUGUUUUGGUUUAUCCAGAUUAGGAUGCCGUUUCAGACGGCUCGCGACCUUUUCAUCUUUACUGUGAUGCUAGUCGCGAUGGGUGUGGUGGGACUCUCGAACAAGAACAGCCAGAAGGUUCCAUUCGCCCAAUUGUCUUCAUCAGUCGGGCUACUUUGGACUCAGAACGUCACUGGACUCCCCUCGAUUUCGAGGCGGGUAGCAUCGUGUGGUGUAUCAAGCGCCUUCGCGGUUACUUGUGGGGUCCGCCUGAUCAACAUUGUCAAACAAAUCGCCGUUAUCGUGCGAUGCGCAUUGGGGCCGCUACCAGGGAAUCGGCGCGUGCUCAAGGUGCGCGAGCUUUGCCUUCGGGCUACUCGCUUGUUUCCCGUUCAACGUGGGACCGUCGCUUCGCCAACACUCCUCUACCUGUGGGCGCCUGCUUCUGAAUUUACCCUCAACUGGCAACCUCUUGUGGCCAGGAUGGGUAAUUCGAUGGAAGUGUCACAAGGUUCUUUGUAGGAUCGACGCCAAGAGGUGUUCUCAGGACAGACACACAUUGUGUCCAUGGGAAAAUGUCCAAGUCAGGAGAAAAAGUGUGCACCCAAGGCGAUUCGAACCAGUAUCCUGCCGCUGACGCCAUGUGCAAAGGUGUACCGAUUG